CCGUUCUGUAGUUUUCCACAAUAAUACAUUCUAAAAAAAAAAUUUCUUUUAAGAAAAGUGUUUUUUAUUUUUAUUUUUUUUCCAAGUGUACAAUUUAUUCAGUUAAAGCUUCUAAAUUAGAAAAACAGGCUUGAAUAACGAAAGCAAGUAGAAAUGUCAGAAAUAGAGGGACAAAGUAUGUCAGAUUUGUACAAAGGUUCAAUAGAGAUUAAUAAUAACACUCCAAAAGGAAUUGUUCAUGAAAAGGAUAACAUUUCUGCGUUAAAUCCUUUUACAAGUUUUUCGUUGGAAAAUGCUACUUCAAUUAACCAAUCUAGUAAAGAGCACCACUCUAUUAUUCCAGAACAACUUCCUUUUACUGAAAAUAACCCUCAUAUGAUGACAAAAAUUCCUCAAAGUGAACAAAUAACAUAUAUUGCAAACUUUUCCUCUAGGGUACAACAAAAAGAAAAUAGUGUAGACGAACAGCAGGAAAUAGAUAUUACCAGUAGCAUCCAACCAACAUCGAAGAACGAAAUAAAUUCUGAUACUAUUCAAAAUGUUUCUAACUUCGAAGGAGUAGUUGAAACUCCUCUGAAAUUGUUUAAUCCAGACCUUUUUAUGCAAAAUCAGACAGAAAUGCCUUUGCCCAACUCUAAUAUUGAUAUUGAUAACAAUUCAUUGGCCCAAGCUUCUAUUGAGCAAUCACCUGAACCAUCUGUGAAAAAAGAACCGUCUUUAAAACAAGAAUUAUCCAUUGAGCAGCAAACAUCUACAGAAUCGCAAUACUCUAAUGAUAAAACUUCACCCAAUAUUGGAGUAAAUUAUCAAAAUAAUGUUAUUAAUUCAUUACCUUAUAUAAAAAUGGAAAAUAAUAAUAUGGAAACAGAUGAUAAUUUCAAUUCCAAAGAAAACAACGAUAUUAAUGUAAAACCUUUGCGCGCAAAAGCUGCUGACCUCUUUAAUGUACCAAAUGCUCAUCUAUCGUCAGAAAUCAGUUAUCAAGAUGAGAAUAAUAAUCAAUCCAAAAAUGAAGGUAAUUCGUUGAGUGAGUUUGGGCAAAUUCCUCAAUUGUCUAAUGUACAAUCUCCUGCUAUUGAAGGAAAUAUUUAUCAGAGUGAAAUUGAACAAAGUGCACAGCUUAAUAAUAACCAAACUAAUAGAGAACCAAGAAGAUGGAGAAAUCAUCGUUCUCCUAAUUCUUCACAAUUUGAUAAUGAGAAAUCUGAUCAUAAAGGUUCAUUAAAUUUAAGAAAAAUAUCAGAUGCAGAGUUUCAAGCUUUGCCUUCUGGAUCACGUUUAUUUUUAGGAAAUUUAUCAACCCAUUCAACUUCAAGAAAAGAACUUUUUGAUAUUUUUUCUCCGUACGGAGAAAUUUUGCAAAUAUCUAUUAAAAAUAGUUUUGGAUUUGUUCAAUAUGAUAAUGUUGAAAGUGUAAAAAAAGCGAUAGAGAAAGAAAAUGGAAGGAUUUUACAUGGAUUAAAAUUGGGAUUGGAAAUAUCCUACAGUAAACCGUGGAAUCAUUCACCUGCUCAAGAAGAAGGAGGAUUUAAAUCUGGGGUUAUUCACAGACACAAAAAACAUUGGAAUCAAAGAGGAGGUCAUAAAAACGCAUGGCACCAAAGUGAGCGCGAAUUUUCUUCUUCAACCAGUAGAGGACAUCAUGGACAAUCAUUUCCUAAUCGCAGACAUAAUGAAUACGAGCGUCGACCAAAUGAUCCUAAGUUCGGUCGUCGUACAUCAUAUGAUUCGAGAAGUGGGUAUGAUUACCCUGAUCAUAAAGAAUUUCGAUCACAAGAAUUUCGUGAAGAUUUUAAGGAAGAACAUGAUUACCGCCCACGUGAAGAAAGAGGAUUCAGACGUGGUUCAUAUCGCGAACAACAUCGCGAGGAACGUUUUAAACAUCGUUCUAAACCUUAUAAAAUUCCCUCUCGUGACUUUAAUAAUGAACGACGUCAAAGUCGUGAAUAUCCAUAUCGUUCCCAAUCACAUGAUGAACCUAAUGAAGAAUUUCCUUUGCCUCGACGUCAAGGAAGUGAUGUACCAGAAUGCCAAAUUAUUGUCCUUGAAGAAGUAGAGCGUAACUUUUUAUGGCAAGUCGAAAAAGCUUUUCGUGAAGCAUCAAGUACUGUCCAUAUUCUUCAUUUGUCUCGGAAAUUACAUCCUCAAUCUGUUAUUCGUCAGAUGGUUAUAGAAGGAGUUCAUGCUGUUGUUUUUAUUGAGAAACAUCUUGCAUUAAAUGGAAGAGUGAAUAUGCAAAUAUUUGAUCAAACACGAUCUAGGGACAAUGUCAAAUAUGAUGAAUAUAACAAUAUUAAAGUUGAAGAAGCAGUUGGUUUUUUAUUGCGCGCUAGAGUUUCUCAACGUCCAAUAGAAAUUAGAACAGAUAAUAAUUUGUUUGGGCAACAAAAUAUGCAACAAGUACCACAAUUGCCGUCAAUCACAGGACAACCAGUUACAACUAAUAUUAAUCCAAUUUCUUUAAAUAAUGUUAAUUUUGCUGCACUCGCGAAUUUACUCGGAUCUCUUCAACAACAGCAACAAUCUGCACCUGCUUCCGCUCCCGCUCAAGGAAUACAACCAAUUCCUAUGAUUCCACAAGUAGGAGGUAUCCAACCUUCUCAACAACCCAAUUUGUUAUCUCAACAGCAGCCACCAAAUAUAGAUGUACAACAAUUACUUCGCCAACUUGCUCCUCAAAAUUCUGGACUUCAGAAUCAAAAUCCGUUUAUGUCAAUGCCACAGCAACUAGCACCAAAUCUUGCAUCGCCAAAUCUUGCAUCACCACAAUCUCACUUUAGUCCUACAGCUAUGAUGAAUCAACCUCCCAAUAUCCUUUCACAAAAUACAAUAUCAUCCAGUGGAAUACCUUUAUCACAGCAUCAGGCUCCACAUAUCAACCCAAAUGUGUCUCAAUUCUCAACUCCAAUUUCCGCUCCAUCUAAUGUAACAGAUUUAAUGACUCAAUUUAAACAAUAUAGCACUCAGCGUUGAAAGUAUUUAUAUUUCUUACAAUAUCGCAUAUUUAUUUGCGAAAUUCUUAAUUCUUAAGAAUUCAAGUGUAAUGUUUGUAAUUUUUUUCUAUUAUUUAAUAAAAAUUGCAUUUAAAUAU
This is a messenger RNA of Rhizophagus irregularis DAOM 181602=DAOM 197198, 3091 nucleotides long. RefSeq lists its product as uncharacterized. The record is from RefSeq and is a predicted model, not a curated record. NCBI's taxonomy places the organism in Eukaryota, Fungi, Glomeromycota, Glomeromycetes, Glomerales, Glomeraceae. Gene Ontology annotation, molecular function: RNA binding.